This is a messenger RNA of Oreochromis niloticus (Nile tilapia), 1178 nucleotides long. RefSeq names its product olfactory receptor 140-like. Gene Ontology annotation, cellular component: membrane. Gene Ontology annotation, biological process: G protein-coupled receptor signaling pathway; detection of chemical stimulus involved in sensory perception of smell. Gene Ontology annotation, molecular function: odorant binding; olfactory receptor activity; G protein-coupled receptor activity. The record is from RefSeq and is a predicted model, not a curated record. NCBI's taxonomy places the organism in Eukaryota, Metazoa, Chordata, Actinopteri, Cichliformes, Cichlidae. Bases 240 to 1178 code for a protein of 312 amino acids. The transcript has a single exon.
GGCUGACUGUGAUCAGGUAAGGACAGCAGGUAGACACACUACGAUUUACACAGUGGUCUAAAACUAAGCUGAUGUUGAUUUCACAUUGAGUAAUUUCAUUUGAAUAUGUAAACUGACCACAGUUUCAGUUUGUUGAUGCUCUAAUUUGAUGUUAUGCCAAAGAUUUUUUAUAUUUUUUCAUAAAAACUGUUAAACUCACAUCAUCCGGUGGGCACUGUCAAUAAGCUUUAUCAACUGACAUGGUAAUCAUGACAAACUCUACACAGUUCUCACAUUUCAGACUUGCAUUCUUGAAUAUUGGGAUUUUCAAGUAUUUAUUUUUUAUGCUUGUCAUCUGUUUCUAUAUUUCAGUAGUUUGCACCAAUGUCCUGCUGAUUGUGGUUAUCUGUGUGAACAGAAGCUUACAUGAACCUAUGUACAUGUUUCUGUGCAGCCUGUUUGUGAAUGCACUGUAUGGUAGUACAGGGCUGUUUCCGUCCCUCCUGCUUCACAUCAUCUGUGAUAUUAAUAUCAUUUCUGCGUCUUUAUGUUACUUGCAGAUUUAUUGUAUUCACUGCUAUGGGAGUGCUGAAUAUCUAAAUCUGGCUGUUAUGUCUUAUGACAGAUAUCUCGCUAUCUGUUUUCCAUUGCAAUACAACACAUACAUGACACCCAAGAGGAUUGCUAUACUAAUUGCUAUAACAUGGUUAUAUGCUAUUCUUGCAUGUGCUCUCAUGAUUUCUUUGAGUUCCACUUUACCGCUAUGUGGGAACAUUAUUAACAAAGUGUACUGUGACAACUACUCUGUCAUAAAGCUGGCCUGUUCUGACACUAAAGCACUUAAUAUAUAUGGAAUUAUUAUUGUUUUAUGCACAGUAUGUUGUCCUCUGGUGUUCAUGCUUUACACUUACAUAAAAAUCCUUAGAGUUUGUUCUUCUGGUUCCAAACAGGUGAGGCAGAAAGCUAUCAGUACCUGCAGUCCUCAUCUUGCCUGUGUGUUAAACUUUUCAUGUGGAGCUUGCUUUGAAAUAUUACAGAGUAGGUUCAAUAUGAGCGGUGUACCUAUUUUGUUACGUAUAUUUCUGUCAUUAUAUUGGCUAAUAAGCCAGCCACUAAUAAAUCCUUUAGUUUAUGGCCUGAACAUGACUAAGAUCCGCAUUUUAUGUAAAAAUCUGCUGACACUUAGACCUUUAAAUUGA